AACAGCCCGACCCGUGCAACGUGUUACUUUCAUUCUCAAGCGAAACUUGAUAUCAUUUUCGACGCACAAACGGAAAUAUCAUCAUUUCCUAUAAUAUGAGUGAUGCACGAACGGAACCACCUAUCGUUCCCUACGAUACGAUCGAUGCACAGACGGAACUAUCUUUCUUUUUCGACGAUACGAUCGAUGCAUCCUCGGCCUCACAACCAUAUCCGGAUUUGCAGCAACAAGUUCGAAUAUUUUCUUGCAACUACUGUGAUCGAAGCUUUGCCACUCGGUGGAAUCUAAAGACGCACAUGGAUCUCCAUGACCCCAACCGCAUGAAACUUUUCGCUUGCACGCACAAGGGCUGUCAUUAUGCAUCAGCUCGUAAGAACGACCUAAAAAGGCACAUGGGCUCUUGUAGCCACGCUUAGGCGCUCUUCGGGCACCCACAACGCAUGGUGGCUCUUCGCCAUGCGUUUAAAGUCGUCUCAAAUGGCCUCAUUUGUACUGUUCGUGACUUCUUCUGGUCUGCGAUUCAACGAUUCUUUCCAGCUUUCAUGAUGUGUCGAUCCUGUCUCCGAUGUACGAUAGCGGUUGUCAAGACUCAUUGCUCCUGUCUCGAUUCGCUCGUUUGAAAUUACAAUUUCCCGCACACGAUCUCUGCUUGUACGUUUCAAUCUCUGUUUUGGUCAGGUCUCGAGAUGCAGAACAUGGCCCGAAAUGUAAUAGUUGUCGUGAUCA
Messenger RNA from Heterobasidion irregulare TC 32-1, 726 nucleotides. RefSeq lists its product as uncharacterized. The transcript is spliced from 3 exons. The record is from RefSeq and is a predicted model, not a curated record. Lineage: Eukaryota; Fungi; Basidiomycota; Agaricomycetes; Russulales; Bondarzewiaceae. Bases 96 to 416 code for a protein of 106 amino acids.